This is a messenger RNA of Chlamydomonas reinhardtii, 7645 nucleotides long. RefSeq lists its product as uncharacterized. Bases 194 to 5989 code for a protein of 1931 amino acids. Gene Ontology annotation, molecular function: ATP binding; MAP kinase activity. Gene Ontology annotation, biological process: protein phosphorylation; intracellular signal transduction. The record is from RefSeq and is a predicted model, not a curated record. NCBI's taxonomy places the organism in Eukaryota, Viridiplantae, Chlorophyta, Chlorophyceae, Chlamydomonadales, Chlamydomonadaceae. Gene Ontology annotation, cellular component: nucleus; cytoplasm. The transcript is spliced from 12 exons.
GUGAAACGAAGACCAUCCUGAGACUCACCGCUGCGCACUGGAUGCUUACGUGCUCACGACACAUGCGUAGUUGUAUAUAUAGGAUACAUGGCAGAAGUUUCAGUAUUAGUGGACACAUAAGGGCGAGCCCCGCGGCCGCGACAGCUGUCGGAAAGUCUGGACUGUAGGCAGCACAGAUGGGAGAAUAGCUCAAAUGGAGCGCUAUUCUUACAUUGGAACUAUCAGCAGUGGCGCAUAUGGAGUGGUAUACAAGUGCAUCGACUCGGCGUCCGGGGGCUUUGUCGCGGCCAAGGGAAUCCGCUCCGCCCACACCGACACAGAGGUGAUGCGACUGACCCUUCGUGAAGUCAAGGUGUUGAAGCUGCUUCCUCCGCACGCAAACAUCGUUCACCUCUUGGAGGCAUUCCGGAGCAAGAGCGGCAGGGUGUAUCUGAUUUUCGAUUAUGUUGAGCGGAGCUUGUACCAGGAGCUAGACCGGCACCCGAAUGGCGCGCUGCCGCCACCCAUGGUCAAGAGCAUUGCGUGGCAGCUGCUGCACGCGCUGGCGCACUGCCAUGAGCACAAGGUGGUGCACCGCGACAUCAAACCUGCAAACGUGCUGCUCACGGGCUACACGGCGGGAGGGGGCAGUGGCGGCGUGGCCAAGCUAUGCGACUUUGGCUUUGCACGCCUGGUGCGGAAUGCGCCUGUUCCGCCGGGAGCUGCGGCCGCAGCGGCCGCCACGGCGCGGGCGGACGGCGUGUUGGACGCGCACUCGCGGCUGAGCAGCUACGUGAUGACUCGCUGGUACCGGCCGCCCGAGGUGCUGCUGGGCGACCCCACGUACGGCACACCCAUUGACAUCUGGUCUCUGGGCUGCACACUGGCUGAGCUGGCCACCGGGCGGCCGCUGUUCCCGGGCUCCAACACGCUGGACCAGCUGUGGCGCAUCAUGCGCUGCCUGGGCCCACUGCCGCCGCACCACAUGGCGCGCGUCCAGCUGGACCGCCGCCUGGCGCCGCUGGCCAGCCCGCCGCCGCGCAGCCGCAGCCUGCAGCAGCGCCUGCCGGAGGUGCCGCCCGACCUGCUGCAGCUGCUGGCGGCCUGCCUAGAGCUGGACCCGCGCCGCCGCCCCACAGCCCGGAAGCUGCUGCAGGCGCCCUACUUCCACGACCUGCCGCACCUGCUUGCCGGCACGGACCUGGCACGCCAUCUGCCUUAUGCCGCUGCCGCUGCCCCCGUUCACAUCACCUGCACCAUCAACGGCAACACCGCGGCGCAUGUGGCGCGCUCGGCACCUGCGGGCGAGGCUGUGCCUGCAACCUCAGAUUUGCUUGAUGCCAAAGGCGUGCACACUGCGCAUAAGCUGGCUCCGCCAGAGUUGGAGAAUGCUGCCGGGGCAGGCCAGCGGAAGUCUGAAGGCUGUGUGGAUAGCCUGGCGCACGCUUCCUACGCGCCUGCCAGCGUAGCGUCCAACCUCACUUCACAAUCGGCCGCAGCAGGGGCUGGCCCCGAGGCAGCCACCGGCACACCCACAAGCGCAGAUGCAGCCACAGGUGUGGCUAAGGCUGAGGCUGAUGCAUCCGCAGUUCUGCUGGACGCUACGGCAGAAGCGCCUCCAGCAGCUACAUGCAUGCCGCAGCAGUAUGCGGCUGAGCUGUGCGCCGGCAGCGGCGCUCUCGCUGCGGGCUUGCAGCUGCAGCCGCGCUCCCGUGGAUCCCUGCAGCCUGCGGGGGGCGCAUGCACACCCACAGCCACUGAGGGCGAGCGUGCGGCCGCCAGUGGCAUCGGUGGCACGCACGCGGACGCCGCGGCGGUGCCAGCCGUGGAAGCUGGCACCGAGACCAGUGCUGGCGCUAGCCUUUCGGACUCGGCUCAUUCGGUAUGCCAUCCCGGCAUAGCCUGCAGCAGUGCAGUCCCCGUAACUGCCCAGGAGCAGGAGGAUCCGGCGUUAGUGACAUGCGCGUCCACUCCUCGUGCCUCCGACACCGCCAUGGAGCCUGCCGUCCGCAGCACUAUGGUUGGGCCGGUUGUACCUCUACCGCCAGGCACCACCGCUGCUGCUGCGCUGGCUGCUGCUGCUGCCAGGGGUGACAUAAUAAUGCGGCGGGUGUGCGAUGCGGCGGAGGGCGUGUCAAUGAUGACCCCCUUUGCUGCAACGGCCGCUGUGGGUGUGCAGAAACAAGAGAUGACGCCUGCUGCUGACCAGCUGGUUGCGGCGGGCCACAACACCACCGGCGGUGGCGCCCUGCUGGCGGCUGGGCACCCACUGGACCCCUUGCAUGCGGUGCCGCCUGGCCCAGCACUGAUGGCGUCGGCACGACUUGCCAACAGGACAGCUGCCAGCGAUGGCGGCGCCGCGGUCGGUGCUUUCAUUGCGGGCCUGCCGCCCAAACCAGCUGCUGCUGCCGGAGGCACCGCUGCGGUACCGCUGCUCUGGGGCCCGCAGUGGCGGCGCGGUGGCACGGACCUCAGCGGCGGCAGCUACGGCUUUGACAUCGGCAUCACCGGAACGGGCACGAUGACUGGCCCUGGCGUGGAUAGCAGUGGAUGCAACAUUCAGUUGGAGCGUCAGACGACACCGCCGCAUGAGGCUGGCGGGCUGCGACAGGUGCACGCGCUGGUCGGCACCCUGGAAGACCCGACCGCAGCCGGUUCGGCGACAUCGGGCCUAACAGGCCUAGUCGCCGCCCCCGCUGCAGCCGCUGCGCUUGAUGAUGUGCGGCCGCGUGGCCCCGCAGCCUCCCAGACUGCAGCCGGCCCGGGGGGUCGCACAAGCACAGAUGCCAUCGGCAUCUGCAGCACAUCGCCGCCAGGACCAGCAGCGCAGCAGUUUGGGAGCUGCAGAAGGCCUGUCGCCGUUGGCUCCACCGCAGGCCACAAUGGCGGGGUAGGCGCCGCCGCGAAGAAGCCACUGCGUGCAAUUGUUCAUCGCGUUCGGAGCUACCUCCGCAGCGGCGCCAGCAGCAGCGUCACGGACGACCCGCACUGCCACGCCUGCAGCACAUCAGCUGCCUCGCCUUUUGGCAGCCCGCCCGGCGGCACCGUGUGUGCAAGUGUUGGGCAGCACUACGGCGGCAUCGCAGCAGGGAGGCGCCACUCAGCAGCCGGCACGCCGCUGGGCGCCCGCACCAGUGUUGGCGUCUUUCACCAACACCGGGACAAGACUGCAGGAGGACCGGCCACACAGGAGUCUUCGAGCACGCAGCAAUCCCUGGCAAUGGGCUCGCCCACACUGUCGGAGUGCGGCGGCACCUGCACCACAGCCCUCCGUGACCUGCCGUGUGCUGUGAGCCCCACGGGCGCACCAGCCAUGUCGCCCACGGACUUGUCGCGGGCGCCGCACGUCCGGCGUCCCGCUGAUGUCGAGGGCGCGGCGACUCUCCUGUCCACACUGAGCUCAGGCAAUGUGGAGCUUCAAUUGGUUGCCGGCUCGUCGCCGCAGCAGGCGGCGGGCCCAGCAGCCCGGGGCUCUUGUGCCGGCGCCUAUACCAGCCCGUCCGUUGGCAGUACACACAAUCCUGCAUGCGCCAGCAUGCAGCCGCAUUGCACUCAUGAACUCCACAGUGGGUUCCAUAGCGGCAGCAGCCUAGUUACCUGCCGGCGCAACAACCAGGACGCGAGCCACGGUUUCCCGAAGGGAGGCGACCAUGUUGCAGCCGACUUCACGGACCGCACGGACAGGCGUGACGUGAGGAACACCACCGAUGGCGACGGGUACACGCACACGGCGCGCUGGUUCUCACGCCAUGGCAGUGCAAGCACGUCCAAUCUUGCCGGAAUGAACCCCGCUGCAGGACCCGCCGUCUUGACAGCAGCAGCGGCUGCUGCGGUCAACACCACUGCCGUGACCCCCGUAUCCAGCAGCGGCCGCAGCAGUGCCAACCGCACCUCCCCCUCAGCGCUCAGUCGGCUGACUCAGGCGCUCACCUCAAUGCACCACAGCCGCCAGCAUCAUCAACAGGCAGCACCGGCAGCACCAGCACCAGCAGCAGGGCGCUACACCUCUGGCGGCGGUGGCAGCAAGACCACAUUACGUCAGCCCCCAGGACGCUCGUACACCUUUGCCGCUCCUGCCGGCACGUCGCCAGCAGUUGCCAUGGCCGCAGCCGUUGCUGCUGCGGGCGCAGCCUUGCCUGCCAUGGGGUCAUCGAGCGGUCCAGCAGUCGGGCGGGGUGGAGGCGGCUCGCCACUCGGCAUGGCAGCUCCGGGGACCAUGUUCCCAGCGGCAGCUACGCAGACCACAUCCAUGUCCAUCUCCCAGCUGCUCUCAGGGAGCGCGCUGGAAGGCGCAGAGGCUGUGGGGCGCCCUGCCCCAAGCCCGGGCAGUAUGUACGAUAGCCCUGAAAGCGGUGCAGUUGUCCUCAGGUGCCACACCAACCAAGGCGCGCCACCACCCGCUCAAGCGGCGCCUCAGGCUGCUGCAAACGCUACUACACGUAGCGAUAGCGGCGGCUCAUGCCUACCGGCUCUGUGUGAGGCCGCAGAACACGGGACGAGAGACUCCGGCGCAGCCGCCCACGACCCAGCAGACAGUUUGCAAGGCAUGGCGCCUGCAGCAGCGGUGCCACAAGCGCAAGCGCAUGACGCGGCUCUAUGCCGCCGCAGCAGCGGCAGUGCAGGCGUUGCUGGGGUGCGAACUAGCAGUAGCGGCGGCCUGCCGCCACACCCAGGGCGCAGUCGCAGCCGCCUGAGCCACGUCAACAGCCCGCUGCUGCCAGACAGCAGUGUGGCUCAACUCCCGGCAUCGCGGAGGACCCCGCAGGUCAUUGGAGGCGUGGUGGCCGGUGCGACUGUGGCAGCAAGUGGGGCUCCUGAACACAGUAGUGCUGCGGCCUGCGACCACGCCGCAAGGGCGCCCCCGAGCAGCAGCUUGCACGCCACCCCUGCUAGCCCGCCCCGGUGCCCGCAGUACGCGUUUGCCUUCAUCAAAACCGCUCCCAACUUACAGCCCAGGGCCAACGGCGUGUCGACUGGGUACGGCUUCAUGGAGAGCUGCAGUGGCGGCACGACGCCGGGUGCUUCCGCUGGUUCCCCGGGGUCUGUGCGCCCAAGCGGCGGUGCACGGGAUCCCAACAGCUGCGGCAGAAUGCACGUGCCACAGCAGGCAGGCGACAUGCCCACAGGCAGCGGCGCGGCCUGUGGGCUCGGAUUUGGCAUACAAUCAAGCACGCAGGGCUCGCUGCUAUUCAAUACCAUCGGUGGGGGCACUCCGUCCGCGACGCCCUCUCUGGAUGCCACGAAGCUGCUGGCGGCGGCCCUGGAGCCCAGCGGCGUAGCAAAUGCCACGGGCACAGACGCAACCAAUGGCAACCCUGCCGAGGAGAGGAGCGGCAACAACAAGGCACCCGCGUCGCUGCUCGCCGCCGACUCAGCGAUGCAGCGGCCGCCGGUGGCGAGCGGCACAGUGCUCACGUCUGGCACGCUGAGGGAGCUAGUGGCGACAGCGGGGGCUGCGGGCACGCCGCGACCUGGCAGCACCGAUGACGCCGCCUUUCAUCUGCCCGCAGCACUGGGCCAUGGUGCGGCGCGUCGUGGGCCAGGAGGUAGCAGGGUGCAGGCAGCAGCUAGCCCGGGGCUGGGUCCGUGGGGCAGCUCGACCGGCUGCGCUGGCAUCGGGGCAUUCUUCUACUCAGCACUGGCCACGCAGGCCUUCGUACAGCCACCCAUAUCAGAGGCCGUUGAAAUGGAUCCGGAGACUGAGACUGGGAGCGUGCCGCCCAGCAACCAGCGCUGUCUCGCCGGCGCCGCAUCAGCCGCGGAAGGUGCUGGCGAGGGAGGUGGAAACGGCCUGGCAAUUGGAGCAGCCACUAAGGCGGGCGCUAGCCCCGCUGUGCAAGGAGCACGGCGACGAUGUCUCUCGCAGGAGUAUUGCAGUGGCCUGGUGGAAGCACCAAAUGGACAGGAUGAGGAUGGAUCAAGCAGAAGAUUUCGACGGCAUUCUUGGAAGAAUUUCAAGCAGAAGAUGGGGGCUCUUAAGAAGCGCCUGCGGCAGCUGUUAAUGACAUAGGAUAGGCCAGAGGCGAGUGUCUGUGGGGUAUCCGAGGAGACUGGGUGUUACCGGAGGGAACGCAGCAACGCAUGGUUUUUGCGGUGCAUAUUACGGCCUGCAUGGAACAGAGCAAUGCUGCAGCUGUCUGUGACUGGGAAGGAAGGGGUGCGAGGGAUAGGCAGUACUGUGUGAAGAUGUUUUGCGCUGUAUGUGAGAAGGGGACAAGGUUAAUUGCAGGGCUGGCUUCAUUCUAUUUCAUCAUUGCCUUGACCCUGCACCCCAUGUGUACCGGAGAUGAAGAACAUGUAUGGGUGAUUGGCGUGACACCGGAACGUAUAUGGCGGCUUGCUGAGUUGCUGUCCAUGCAAGACAGACAGGGGGGGGUGUACUGCAAUUCCAUGAUUCCCAGAACGAGACCCUGGAACCAUAUGGCGCCGAAACGUCCCAGAAGGACCGUAUGGCGUUACGGAUACGGUAGAACAGGGUAGAACGGACGCGGUUGGGAAUGGGCUGACAUAAUGGCACUGGGCUCCUAUCUUAAUGUCUCCAGACAUUAAUUGGCCAUUUUGGCCGUUUCCUAGACAUUCCUCCCGGGGACUAACGUCUGAGGCAAGACAUUGUACGCCCGGUUUUGGGGCGGGUUUUGUCCCAAUUCCUAUGGAGAAGCCCCCAAACCGCCAUGUGCCCAGACAAAAGACGGCGGCCACCCGGCCGUUUUUGUCUGAGCCUAGACAUUGCCCUGAAAACAAGAUACGACCCCUGAUGGCACAGUUGGGACAUACGGUACGUUUCUUGCAGUACUGCAGCAUGGCUGACCGCGGCUGAGGACAGCUGAGCACGGUUGCGACCUGCCCUGGCCGCGAAGUAAAAUGUUCGAUGUCUAGUGCUGAUGUGUUUCACGUCAAUAAUGUGUUACAUGGUUUCCAGAAAGUGUGGCCUAUAACGAGAUUAACCGAGCCGCAAGGGCUCCUCGUCUCUCCUGUUAGCGUCAUUGUGAGCUUCGUAAACACGCAAGGCAGAAUAUCUCAACCUCAGAAGCUUGUUACGUCUAGGGUCUGGUGUGCCGCGGGUACCGAGCAGACGAACACAGAUAGCGCAGGUCCAGGAUAGUCUUCGAGCUACUAGUACACCCAGCAGGGCCCUUGUGGCCAGACAAUUAGCGCAUUGAACUUUGCGGAUAGCAAAGUGAGGUGUGACAGGUGUUGUCGCGGGAUUGAUCUAGAAGCGCCGAGCGCCGUCUAGAACAGUCUGGAAAGUGCAGGCACCGGUAGCUAGAUCGAAGUUGCUGGAAGGGUCGAUCUAGAUCGAAGUUGCUGGAAGAGUGAUCUAGAUCAUAGAACGUUCUGUACGACAGCGUGUACGACGCAAUGGGGCUAGGGUACGACGCAAUGGGGCUAGGACGGUAGUACUUAAGCCGCGGUGCCUGUUGUCUCAGUCAUAGCGCCGGGUGCUAGCCUGACGUGACAUUCCAGGUAGCCUUCCCCAGGCAAUCAAAGGACUUACGGCCAUAGCGCCGGGUGCUAGCCUGACGUAACAUUCCAGGUAGCCAUUCCCAGGCAACAUCUAUCACUGAGGGCACCAGACGUGACAUUCCUGGUAGCCGCUCCCUAACCAAACACUUACGCACCAGUGGAUGGUCUUUCCCACUGCGCUGCUACUGUAACGGUAUACGGU